Messenger RNA from Moesziomyces antarcticus, 1068 nucleotides. RefSeq names its product ribosomal protein L1. The record is from RefSeq and is a predicted model, not a curated record. The coding region runs from base 1 to 1068 and encodes 355 amino acids. NCBI's taxonomy places the organism in Eukaryota, Fungi, Basidiomycota, Ustilaginomycetes, Ustilaginales, Ustilaginaceae. The transcript has a single exon.
AUGUCGUUCCCAACGCUCGGCUCCUCCGUCGGGCUCGCGGCUCGCGCGCUGCCGCUCGCAUCCUCGUCGUCGGUGCGCACCUUCAGCACUUCGGUCGUCACGCUGAAAAAGUCAAACCGCGCCCGCGGAGCCACGCGCAAGUCGCCGCGCAACCAGGCGCUUUUCGCAGAGCUCUCCACCCGUCUUUCGGCGAGGCAGGGAGGAGUAUCGGCGGCAUCUGCCGGUGCCAAGGCGAGCAAGAAGGCGACGAGCAACCUCGAUGCUGCCGAGGGCGAGACGCUGCUCACGCUCGAGCAGGCGUGCGAGCAGCUCAAGGCGCACGGCGCCGCAUCGCGUCCGCUCAACGCUUUCGAGGUGCACAUCGUCACCUCGGUAUCCUCGCAUCAGACCAACGCUCUCCGAGGCCGCAUCGCAUAUCCAAGGGAUCCAAGGACAAAGCAGGAGCGUCUGCUCGUCUUUGCCGAAGAAGGAUCCGAGGCCGCCGAGGCCGUCAAGGAGGUCAUGGACAAGGAGGCCGCCUCGUCGUCCACAUCCACGGCCGAGCCACCGAUCAUCUUGGGCGGCUCCGAACUCAUUUCGCAGGUGCUCAACAACCGCGUCAGCGGCUUCACCAAAGUGCUGUGCACUAACACGCUGCUCCCCGAGGUCUCCAAGGGUCUCGCAAGGUCGUUGGGUCCCAAGGGUCUCAUGCCCAACCCUCGACGUGGCACCGUUGUGCCGUCGGACAGCAGAAAGUCGAUCCUCGAUGCCAUCCGCGAAUCCAAGGGCGCCAUGGACUGGCGAUCCGACAAGGUCGGCGUCAUCCGCGGUGCGGUAGGCCGUCUCAACUUUGAAAAGGACGACCUGAGGAAGAACGUGACGACGCUGCUGGAUGCCAUCAUCCAAAAGGUGCCCACGCUCGGCUCGCAGCAGGCGGCACAGGGUGCAGGUCAGGCAAAGGAAUACACGCAGCGCGACUCGAGGUCGCCAGGCGAACUCAAAAAGGCCGCCAACAUCAUCAAGCAGGUCCACCUCAGCUCCACCCAGGGUCCAGGCAUCAAACUCGACCUCCGCGACGUCCUGGCCUGA